Brassica oleracea var. oleracea is the source of this 2453-nucleotide messenger RNA. RefSeq names its product probable serine/threonine-protein kinase At1g09600. Lineage: Eukaryota; Viridiplantae; Streptophyta; Magnoliopsida; Brassicales; Brassicaceae. Gene Ontology annotation, cellular component: nucleus; cyclin-dependent protein kinase holoenzyme complex. Gene Ontology annotation, molecular function: RNA polymerase II CTD heptapeptide repeat kinase activity; cyclin-dependent protein serine/threonine kinase activity; ATP binding. The record is from RefSeq and is a predicted model, not a curated record. Gene Ontology annotation, biological process: positive regulation of transcription elongation by RNA polymerase II; protein phosphorylation.
UAUGGGCUGCAUUUGCUCGAAAGGAGCAGCAGAGGAAGCAGACGAUCUUUCAUCUCAUAGUCAUCAGAAAGGAAAAGAGUAUUGGAACAAAUCUUCCGCGGUGCAACUGAUUGCUCCUCUGCCUUCAAAUAAAGAUGAUUUCUCGCACAAAGCCGUAGAUGGAAGCUCUGGUGGUGGACGAAGAGCGAGCGGUUUGAUUGUUCCUAUAGAUGAUAGUCACGAUGGUAAAACAACGAUCAUAGAGAGACCUUCGAGGUCUCAUCGAGGAAGAAGAGUUUCAGACAAUGGCAAAGGAGGAGGAUUGAUUAUUUCGAAAGUACCUCGUAGCGCAGAAGCAGAGCUUAUUGCUGCUGGAUGGCCUUAUUGGUUAACCUCUGUUGCAGGGGAAGCCAUAAAAGGUUGGGUUCCUCGCCGCGCAGAUUCGUUUGAGAAGCUUGACAAAAUAGGACAAGGGACUUAUAGUAUUGUGUAUAAGGCUCGGGAUCUUGAGACGGGCCAAAUAGUGGCGAUGAAGAAGGUGCGGUUUGCUAACAUGGAUCCGGAAAGUGUGAGGUUUAUGGCUAGAGAAAUCAACAUUUUGCGCAAACUAGAUCAUCCAAAUGUUAUGAAGCUUAAGUGUCUUGUCACUUCAAAGCUAUCAGGUAGCUUGCAUCUUGUUUUUGAUUACAUGGAGCAUGAUCUUUCAGGUCUCGCCCUUAGGCCUGGUGUCAAAUUCACCGAGCCACAGAUCAAAUGUUUUAUGAAACAACUUCUUUGUGGACUUGAGCAUUGUCAUAGCCGCGGAAUUCUUCACCGUGACAUCAAGGGUUCGAACCUUUUGGUGAACAAUGAUGGUGUUCUCAAGAUUGGAGAUUUUGGUCUAGCCAGUUUUUAUAAUCCGGAUCAUGAACAGCCGCUAACUAGCCGUGUAGUCACCUUGUGGUAUAGAGCACCUGAGCUUCUACUGGGAUCUACAGACUAUGGACCAGGCAUUGAUCUCUGGAGCGUUGGUUGCAUUCUAGCAGAACUCUUUGUAGGUAAACCAAUCAUGCCAGGAAGAACUGAGGUGGAGCAAAUGCAUAAGAUCUUUAAGCUGUGCGGUUCACCAUCCGAAGACUUUUGGGAAACAACAAAGUUCCCACAGGCGACAAGUUACAGACCGCAACAUCCUUAUAAGCGUGUCCUACUAGAAACGUUCAAGAACUUACCAUCUUCUUCUCUAGCUCUACUUGAUAGGCUUCUAUCUGUAGAACCAGAGAAAAGAUGCUCAGCUUCUUCUACUCUAUUGAGUGAGUUCUUUACAACCGAGCCCCUCCCUUGUCACAUCUCAAGUUUGCCCAAGUAUCCUCCAAGCAAGGAACUUGAUGCAAAGAAGCGCAACGAAGAAGCAAAAAGGAAGAAAGCAGAAGCUGUGAAGUGGCGUGGACACGAAUCUGCGAGAAGAGGUGGAAGAGACUCCAAGGUAACACCGGAGUUCAUGGCUUCAGGGCACUCUAAUGUCUCAAUCAACACCCCAUAUGGGUUCAAAAAAGAGAAUGGAAGAGGAAAGCUCUUUUCUGCUUCAAGUUCAGUGAUCCAUCCAAGCUUAACCGCAACAUUGAAUAAGAAUAAAAGCUCUAGGAGCAGUGUAGGAGAGGUGAGAGCUAAUCGUUCCAACAACAAUGUGCCUGUUAUAACAGGGGGCUACUCAUCUAGCUCUUCGCAAAAGGAAAGUGUACCAUCACGAGAACCCACAACGAGAUAUAUGCGAAAGAAGAACAGAAUGCACUGUUCGGGUCCGUUGAUGCCUCCUGGUGGCAACAUUGAAGACAUGAUGAAAGAUCACGAGAGACGAAUCCAAGAAGCUGUACGCAAGUCCCGCCUUGAGAAAUCUGUCAAAGCAUGUGCUUAAGCAAUGAAACAAGAUAGAAACUGAUGAUACACGAACUAGAUGAUUUCAUAACUUUGAGUCACAGAUUGCCUCCCAAGUUCUAUUAUGGCAAACCUAUGUUUCAUGCUCUCAGCUAUUUCUUUUGGUUAGGGAAGCAAACAGAUGUGCAUAUUAAGAACUACUCCUUUAGUAAGUCAAUUUAUAGAUAGAAGUUAUACAUUUGGCUUAAUAGAGAAUAUAUAUAUAUAAAAAGCCUUAGUUCUCUUAGAAACUAGGCAUCAAUUUCAAAACUAGUACAUAUCCAGCUUGGGUAUCCGGCUGAGCUCUGAGUAUUGACCGCCCAUUCACUGCAAAUCUCUUGCCACAAGUUUUCUGGUGAAGCUCCGCAUAUUAAAUCGGAGCUGCAAGCGGCAACAUGCCAGUAAUCUGAUUCGAUCUUUUCUCUGAGCUGAUGUAGCUGCCAACCGGCAUAACCAACAAAGAAUCUCAAGUCCUGUGGCUUAAGAAUUCCCUUUUACAAGUACUGCAGCUUCAUCCAAAGUGUUCCGAGCACCAAAGUUUAGUCCCGGUAUGACUUCUUCAAACCCAUGUAUCUUGGUUUUCA